ACUAUGAGACUAUCCCUACUGUGGUUUUUGCCCAUCCACCGAUUGGUACUUGUGGUCUCACAGAAGCUCAAGCCGUUGAGAAGUAUGGUAAGGAUAAUCUAAAGAUCUAUCGUUCAAGGUUUGUGAAUCUUUAUUAUGGUAUAUUCCAAGUAGAGCCCUCUGAUAAACCAAAGACUUUGGUAAAAGUAAUCUGUACCGGUCCAGAGGAGAAGGUUGUUGGUCUUCAUGUCAUCGGUAUGGGUGCUGAUGAGCUUUUACAAGGCUUUGCAGUAGCUAUGAGGAUGGGUGCCACUAAGGCUGAUCUUGAUCGUACUGUUGCUAUACAUCCUACUGCUGGUGAGGAGAUUGUUACUCUAGCACCUUGGGGACCUAUGUCUAAGCAUUAA
Messenger RNA from Perkinsus marinus ATCC 50983, 386 nucleotides. Its product is annotated as glutathione reductase, putative. Gene Ontology annotation, cellular component: mitochondrion; cytosol. NCBI's taxonomy places the organism in Eukaryota, Perkinsozoa, Perkinsida, Perkinsidae. Gene Ontology annotation, biological process: cell redox homeostasis; glutathione metabolic process; cellular response to oxidative stress. The transcript is spliced from 2 exons. The record is from RefSeq and is a predicted model, not a curated record. The annotation marks the transcript as partial. Gene Ontology annotation, molecular function: flavin adenine dinucleotide binding; glutathione-disulfide reductase (NADPH) activity.